ACUGUUACGAUUUUUUUUUGGAGUCGAGGGUGAAAGGGGCUUAGACGAAGUCUCGCUCGAUGGUUUUAAUCGGUCGUAGCGAACGCCUGUCACCGAUCUCGACCUCUUUUUUUAUUGCGGAUUGUCGCCGGCAGCUCCGCCAAAUUUUGAGUUUUUUUUGCCUCUACGAAGUAGUACUGGCGGGGACGGAGACGGCCAAGCGAGAGGUGGGGGUGCAAAGUGAGAGAGAGUGAGAGUUGGUGCCGUGAAGAGGUGAUUUGAGUUUGGCGAGGUUUGACCUGAUGGUUUCCUUUCUUUUUUGAGAGUACUCAGUUCCAUAGAUUGAUAGUGAGGCGUAUCCCUUGUAUAAGGGUCCACGCCAGGGGCGAAGUUUCGGAGCCGUACAGAGGCGACGUAGAGGGCAGCGAAACGAGGGAAAUUUGCUGGGCGUAGCGCCAGCUAGGAGACCCGGAGUUUUUGGAUGAUCGCGACGUCGAAGACGCGGACCUGGUGAGUUGAACAUCGGGGGAUCCAGGCCGCGGCAGGACUUGGUCAGCGCGUCGCCGUCGUCCUGUGGGAAGACUCCUGUUUUUUUGAGCUACGAGUAAAAGAACACGCCUUAUCGCGAUCGGAAAUUUUCUUAUCGUUUGUCGCCAGACCCAACCGUUUUUUUUGCGUCUCUCUCUUUCACUCUUUACAUGCUUUUCAACGUUUUUUCAAAUUUUCACGUACCCGCAUAAAUUUGAUGGCGCCCAAUUUUUUUAUUUGUGAAAUAGUCAGCAUUUCCUGUAACUAGCUAGUAGACCGUUGUUGCGUAGUAGUUCGUCAGUUCAUUUGUUGUGGUAAUUCGUUACUGACAUUAGUUGUAGUUUUGUUACCUUUUACUAACCUAGAUAAUAUUUUUUUUUGUACUAAAAGCCCUAAAUAUUUUAAUUAUUAUACAGCUCGCCAAAAUAAUUAGCCUUUCAUUCUGAAUUAAAAUCUCGGAUCCACCUACCGGCUCUCCCGGAAGUGAGCACGGGCAAGUGUAUCUUCCCUCGCUUUUAUAGCAGAGACGACGUUUUAAGGUAACACAAUUGGCGCUCAAACGUGGGGCGUUCUUAAAAUUAUUUUGGCUAGCUGGUGCGUUUUCGCGAAUUGAAAGAGAGAGCAAACUAUUGUUUGGCGAUGGAAGCAUUAGGAAUUAUUGUAGAUUAUCUGUCAGACUACGAGGUAGAAUAUGAGUUGCUUAUUAGGCGUGUUAGGACUAGUAGGCCCGUGAAGGAAAAGCGGCGACUCUUAGAGCACGAGUUCCUCAAAGAAAAAAGUACUCCUCUUAAUAUCUGUGUGGAGAGUUUAGAUUUUGAAACUGAUCGGGGCGAAAUUGAGACCACUUUGGAGUCAGUAACGACAUUGAUUUUGGAAUUUGAGUCAGGAUCCAUCACCGACUCUCUUUGUCGGCGGAUUGCGUCGCGAUUGAACCAUGUUCGUGGUCGUAUUAUGCGGAUGCCUACUUCGGAGACAGACCUAGAUACUACAAGGGGGGUGCGAGACGAGUUGUAUGCGACAUGUUUGACUUUGGAGGCGGAUUUGCGAGAUCGCAUCGUCACUUCGCCCGGUUACAGUCCUUUAUCUCUGCUUUGGGUUCCUAGCUCUCCUGGUUCUUCAAAGGAAAGCACAUCGAAGGUAGUUCCGGUCUGCAAAUGGGGCCUUACUUUUUCAGGGGAAGCUUCCGAUGAUUUGUGUGCGUUUCUUGAACGAGUUAAAGAAUUAGCGGUUGCCAGGAACGUGUCUUCCCGUGAUUUAUUUCGUGAUGCUGUAGAUCUCUUUUCUGGUAAUGCUCUUAUAUGGUACCGCUCUGUGCGUGAUCGACUUUCGGACUGGAAUUCCUUAGAAAAAUCUCUCAAGAAAGACUUUCUACCUAGCGACUAUGACGAUGUGUUGUGGGCCCAGAUUAGACAGCGGUUUCAGAGAAACGAUGAACAGGUCGUUAUUUAUUUCGCGUUAAUGGAAUCCUACUUCGGUAGGUUGUCUGAGACCCCUCCUGAGGAAGUGAAAGUUCGGUGGCUACGACGUUUGAUCCGGCCCGAGUACGUCACUCCGUUGGCGCUACACGAUGUCGGGACGGUACAACAACUUCGUGACCUGUGUAAGAAGCUGGAAUCAUCCUCUCUUUCCCACCCCGUGUCGAGACAGAUAUCGAAAACCCCAAUUUCUUCUGUAAGACCAGGGUUAUCACUGGUGGAUGCAGUAGGUCCUUCAGCGUCGCCUGAGAGUACGUCGUCAACUAGAGAGGAGUUAGAUAAACCGAAGAAUGAGGGCAAACAUCGUUUCCGGAAAGCAGGUAGGCCUGCGAAAGUCAGUUCCCAGACUGAAGAACGAGUGAGGUGUUAUAAUUGCGGGGAACUUAAUCAUUUCCAUGCGUAUUGCACCCAGGAGCGUACGCGUUUUUGUUACAAGUGCGGGACUAAAGGUGUUAUCACUGCGGACUGCACUAAUUGUCAGCCAAAAAACUAGGUAGGGGCGCC
Molecule: messenger RNA, 2486 nt
Organism: Zophobas morio
Lineage: Eukaryota; Metazoa; Arthropoda; Insecta; Coleoptera; Tenebrionidae
Exons: 2
Coding region: 1147-2475 (442 amino acids)
Molecular function (GO): zinc ion binding; nucleic acid binding
Source: RefSeq, a predicted model, not a curated record